GAACACUUCGUACGGUUUGUUUAUUCGAGUAUAAACACGUUCCAAGAUGUCUGGCCGUGGCAAAGGAAAAGCGAAGGGAACCAAGUCGAAAACUCGCUCGUCUAGAGCAGGAUUACAAUUUCCUGUCGGUCGAAUUCAUCGCCAUCUUCGUAAAGGGAACUACGCCGAGCGUGUUGGCGCCGGAGCGCCCGUGUACAUGGCCGCUGUUUUGGAAUAUCUAAGCGCUGAGAUCCUCGAGUUAGCCGGGAACGCUGCGCGCGAUAACAAGAAGACUAGAAUUAUCCCACGACAUUUGCAGUUGGCUGUCAGAAACGACGAGGAGUUGAACAGAUUGCUUCACGGUGUCACCAUCGCUCAGGGUGGCGUGCUGCCCAACAUCCAAGCCGUGCUUUUGCCCAAGAAGUCAGAGAAGAAAAGCAGUUAAAAACGCGACUACGAGAAAGUGAAGGAGUUGUAUCGCUUCGUGAUGAAAGACAAUAAUAAACGUUGGUACAUCCCAGUUGAAAUGAUCUUAGAAUUGUACAUAAGUGUUACUUCGCAGAUUUAUAAAUCAAGUAUAUGUAGCUUGGAAAUAUUUAAGUUAGUUUUAUUUCAAUAUUUGUAGUUCCCUCUUUAAACGGUUCGGCGAAUAAAGUCUUAACAUUCAGUUUUA
Messenger RNA from Nematostella vectensis (starlet sea anemone), 652 nucleotides. Its product is annotated as histone H2A. Gene Ontology annotation, cellular component: nucleosome. The record is from RefSeq and is a predicted model, not a curated record. The transcript has a single exon. Lineage: Eukaryota; Metazoa; Cnidaria; Anthozoa; Actiniaria; Edwardsiidae. The coding region runs from base 47 to 424 and encodes 125 amino acids. Gene Ontology annotation, molecular function: structural constituent of chromatin; protein heterodimerization activity; DNA binding.